This is a messenger RNA of Tupaia belangeri chinensis (Chinese tree shrew), 5803 nucleotides long. It is a transcript of the gene TSHZ2, whose product is annotated as teashirt zinc finger homeobox 2. Gene Ontology annotation, biological process: regulation of transcription by RNA polymerase II. Gene Ontology annotation, molecular function: DNA binding; DNA-binding transcription factor activity, RNA polymerase II-specific. Bases 748 to 3855 code for a protein of 1035 amino acids. The transcript is spliced from 4 exons. NCBI's taxonomy places the organism in Eukaryota, Metazoa, Chordata, Mammalia, Scandentia, Tupaiidae. Gene Ontology annotation, cellular component: nucleus. The record is from RefSeq and is a predicted model, not a curated record.
UGUGUGCGUGCGUGUGUGUGUGUGUGUGUGUGUGUGAGUGAGUGAGUGAAUUCCAGAUUUUCUGUCUUUCCCAAACCCGCUCCUGUCCUCUCGCAUAUCACUCACAGACGGGGAUCUGACAGCAGCCACAAACCGGCAGUGAGUGAUCCCCCUGCACGGAGCCGCCAUAGAGAUCGGCGAGGAGGAGGAGGAAGAGCAGGAGGAGGUGGAGGAGGAGGAAGGAAAGAGCAGAAGGAAAAAGAAGAAGAAAAAGAAGAAGAAACCCACUACCUUCCCAGGAUUGCCUUUUCUCCCCCGUAUCUUUACGCGCGCGUGUGCGUGUGGCGCGUGUGCGCCCCUCGUCCCUUCCAUCUGAACCCGGGCUUGGAUGUUUAAUAAAGAAAUCAAGUGUUUCAACAGUCACCAAAAAAAAAAGCAAAAACAAAAAAAAAAUUCCAAAAGCAAAAACAAAAAAAGAAAGAGAGAGAGAGAGGAAAAAAAAUCCAAAACAAACAAACAAACAAGGCAGAGCCAACCUCUACUUCAACCCAGCCGGCACCAGCCACCGUGUCUGCCACCGGAGAGGGGGGUCUCUGGCCCGUGGUGGAGGAGUUGCAGGGGGGAUCGUCAGGGGGACAGAGGCCGAGUGACGUCCUAGGAGCCACCGGGCGAGAGGCGGAGGAGACCCAGAGAGGCCAGAGAGACAGCGGGCCCCCGCGCGCGGCUCGGGCUGGGGCGCCAGAAGCGGGCCUGGAGCGAAGUAGAGAGAUGCCCAGGAGGAAACAGCAGGCACCCAAGCGGGCGGCAGGCUAUGCCCAGGAGGAACAGCUGAAGGAAGAGGAAGAAAUAAAAGAGGAAGAAGAGGAGGAGGAGGACAGUGGCUCGGUAGCUCAGCUUCAAGGCAGCAAUGACACAGGGACGGACGAGGAGCUAGAAACAGGCCCGGAGCCGAAGGGCUGUUUCAGCUACCAGAACUCUCCGGGAAGUCAUUUGUCCAAUCAGGACGCUGAGAACGAGUCUCUGCUGAGUGAUGCCAGUGACCAGGUGUCAGACAUCAAGAGCGUCUGCGGCCGAGAUGCCUCGGACAAGAAGGGGAGCACUCACCCCAAGCUUCCAAACGAAGCGCACAACUGCAUGGAUAAGAUGACCGCCGUCUAUGCCAACAUCUUGUCGGAUUCCUAUUGGUCAGGCCUGGGCCUUGGCUUCAAGCUGUCCAAUAGCGAGAGGCGGAAUUGUGACACCCGAAACGGCAGCAACAAGACUGAUUUCGAUUGGCACCAAGACGCCCUGUCCAAAAGCCUGCAGCAGAACUUGCCUUCCAGAUCGGUCUCUAAGCCGAGCCUGUUCAGCUCGGUCCAGCUGUACCGGCAGAGCAGUAAGAUGUGCGGGACCGUGUUCACGGGGGCCAGCAGGUUCCGGUGCCGACAGUGCAGCGCCGCCUACGACACCCUCGUGGAGUUGACUGUGCACAUGAACGAAACGGGCCACUACCAAGAUGACAACCGCAAGAAGGACAAGCUUAGGCCCACGAGCUAUUCGAAGCCCAGGAAAAGGGCUUUCCAGGAUAUGGACAAGGAGGAUGCUCAGAAAGUUCUGAAAUGUAUGUUUUGCGGUGACUCCUUCGAUUCCCUCCAAGAUUUGAGCGUCCACAUGAUAAAAACAAAACAUUACCAAAAAGUGCCUUUGAAGGAGCCAGUACCAACCAUUUCUUCGAAAAUGGUCACUCCGGCAAAGAAGCGUGUUUUUGACGUCAAUCGGCCGUGUUCCCCCGAUUCCACGACAGGGUCCUUUGCUGAUUCGUUUUCCUCUCAGAAGAAUGCCAGUGUGCAGCUGUCCUCCAACAACCGCUACGGCUACCAAAACGGAGCCAGCUACACCUGGCAGUUUGAGGCCUGCAAGUCCCAGAUCUUAAAGUGCAUGGAGUGCGGGAGCUCCCAUGAUACCUUGCAGCAGCUCACCACUCACAUGAUGGUCACCGGUCACUUUCUCAAGGUCACCAGUUCUGCCUCCAAGAAAGGGAAGCAGCUGGUGUUAGACCCCCUGGCAGUGGAGAAAAUGCAGUCGUUAUCAGAGGCUCCAAACAGUGAUUCUCUGGCUCCGAAGCCAUCGAGCAACUCUGCGUCUGACUGCACCGCCUCCACCACGGAGGGAAAGAAGGAGAGUAAGAGAGAAAAGCUGGAGGAAACCAACAGGGACGAGAAAGUGGUGAAAAGUGAGGAGUUUGAAGAUCCUCUACAAAAACCUUUAGACCCCACUAUAAAAUACCAAUACCUAAGGGAGGAGGAUCUGGAGGAUGGCUCGAAAGGUGGAGGGGACAUUUUGAAGUCUUUGGAAAAUACUGUUACCACCGCUAUCAACAAAGCCCAAAAUGGGGCUCCCAGCUGGAGCGCCUACCCCAGCAUCCACGCAGCCUACCAGCUGUCGGACGGCGCCAAGCCCACUUUGCCUAUGGGGUCCCAGGUACUUCAGAUGCGCCCUAACCUGGCCAACAAGCUAAGGCCAAUUGCACCAAAGUGGAAAGUCAUGCCUCUCGUUCCUGUGCCCCCCAACCUAGCCCCCUACACUCAAGUGAAGAAGGAGUCAGAAGACAAAGAUGAAGGCGUGAAAGAGUGUGGAAAAGAAAGUCCCCACAGAGAGGCCCCGUCUUUCGGCCACAAUGACGGGGAUUCUUUCUCCAAAAGCGAAGCGUCUUCUGAAUCCAAAAAGGCUGAGCCGUGUUCUCUGAAGGAGGAGGAUAAGCAAAUGAAAGAGGGUGGUGAGAAGGAGAAACCCCCACCCUCGGAGCCAGGGUCUUCACUCAGCAAUGGCUGUGCUCUGGGCAACCACACUCCGGCCCUGCCAUGCGUCAACCCACUCAGCGCCCUGCAGUCCGUCCUGAACAAUCACCUGGGCAAAGCCACAGAACCCUUGCGCUCACCCGCCUGCUCCAGCCCAAGCUCAAGCACAAUGUCUAUGUUUCACAAGUCCAGUCUCAGUGUCAUGGACAAGCCGGUGUUGAGUCCCGCCUCCGCGAGGCCGGCCAGCGUGUCCAGACGCUACCUGUUUGAGAACAAUGAUCAGCCCAUCGACCUGACCAAGUCCAAAAGCAAGAGAGCCGAGUCCUCGCAAGCACAAUCCUGCACGUCCCCACCUCAGAAGCACGCUCUGUCCGACAUCGCCGACAUGGUCAAAGUCCUCCCCAAAGCAACCACCCCAAAGCCUGCCGCAUCCUCGAGGGUCCCCCCUAUGAAGCUAGAGAUGGAUGUCAGGCGUUUUGAGGAUGUCUCCAGUGAAGUCUCGACUUUGCAUAAAAGAAAAGGCCGACAGUCCAACUGGAACCCUCAGCACCUCCUGAUUUUGCAAGCUCAGUUCGCCUCGAGCCUCUUCCAGACAUCAGAGGGCAAAUACCUGCUGUCGGAUCUGGGCCCCCAAGAGCGGAUGCAGAUCUCCAAGUUCACUGGACUGUCCAUGACCACGAUCAGCCACUGGCUGGCCAAUGUCAAGUACCAGCUCAGGAAAACGGGCGGGACAAAGUUUCUGAAAAACAUGGACAAGGGCCACCCCAUCUUUUAUUGCAGUGACUGUGCGUCCCAGUUCCGAACCCCUUCGACCUACAUCAGUCACUUGGAAUCUCACCUGGGUUUCCAAAUGAAGGACAUGACCCGCAUGGCCGUCGACCAGCAAAGCAAGGUGGAGCAAGAGAUCUCCCGGGUGUCGUCGGCUCAGAGGUCUCCGGAAACAAUAGCUGGCGAAGAGGACACAGACUCUAAAUUCAAGUGUAAGUUGUGCUGUCGGACAUUUGUGAGCAAACAUGCGGUAAAACUCCACCUAAGCAAAACGCACAGCAAGUCACCCGAACACCAUUCACAGUUUGUAACAGACGUGGAUGAAGAAUAGCUCUGCAGGACCAAUGCCUUAGCUCCAACUUUCCAGCCUGGACCCCUCACACUGGCCCUUCUUCAUUGCACCUCUCUGCUUUGACAUUGAACUCAUUGAACUCCUCUUGACACCCUGGCUCCAAGAAGACUGCCAAAAAAAAAAAAAAAAUCACCCCAGCCAUUUCUCUUCAUCCUCACUAACAAUUUGGUAAUGAAGUAUUGAUUUCCACUUCUCUGCUAUGGACGAUAUUAGAUUUUUUCAUUGAUAAACUGCAAUGGGGCUGUCUCGUCUCCACAGUCCCCUUUUCACUGUCACAAGAAAACAAAGUGCCACUGAAGAAAAAUAAUGACUGAGAACAUUAAUGUACUUAUUUUGUCAGUUUGUAACAGGAAAGGGUGGGGGGAGUAUAAGUCUUCAUAGUUUAAUGUCCAAGUGGGCUGUACUAGAUGUAGACACUUGGAAGCUUUACUUUUCAUGGUAAUGUCCAUUUCCUAUUUAUAACCCCUCUGGGAACGUUUGUCUAAAGGAAAUGUUUCUGUUCAGUGUAACAAUUACGGUUGCACCUGGAUUGCCCAGUCCUGCCCCUGCACUAGGGAGCCAUUAAUCACUGCAAAGCAGAAGAAUUAUUAAGUUAAACCAGAGUUUGAGCCAAGAAAACCUCGGAACAAUGUUCAUCUUCUGUGAAAGUUAGGCUUAACUAUGUUGCUGCCAAAGACUUUUCCCCAAGCAAUGGUAGGCAUCUUUUGCAUCAGCGUCAUCUUGAUUGGUUAAAAAAAAAAGAAGAAAGAAAGAAAGAAAGAAAGAAAGAAAGAAAGAAAGAAAGAAAGAAAGAAAGAAAGAAAGAAAGAAAGAAAGAAAGAAAGAAAGAAAGAAAGAAAGAAAAAACAAUCAUUCUAAGCAUGCAUCACUGUCAUGAGAGCUGCAAACUGGGAGAACUGAUGAGAUGUGGGAUCUGAAGAAAGCAGGAUGAGACCAGUGCAGGGUGGAAAGUUCAGCGGCAGUCUUUUCUGGUAAUCUCUUUCUGCAGGACCUGUUGUACAUGGGCUGUAAAAAGCAGUUUAGCUUCAGAAGCUACAGAAAGCAUGAAAUAGGGUGUCCAUUUUAAAUGUGUUCCUGCAACUUUUUUCAUUAAAACUUUGAGGGCCCAAUUUUAAUUUGUGGAAUAUUCCCGUUAAUAAUGAGAUCUAAUUAAGACAUCCAUUAAAAGCCCGUUAAAGUUAAUUUAACGUAAAAAUUCCAAUAGAACUGUAUUAGAUUUUCUCCAUUAAAUUAACGUUAUGGAUUUUUAACGGAUGUCUUAAUUAUACAUUAUUAUUAACGGGAAUACUGUAUUACACAGAUUAAAAUCAGGUCCUAAGUCAACUUGGAAAAGCUAAGAGCAUGUUUUACUAUUAAAAGUCUUGCAUACCUAGUGCAGCAUUCGAAAAUGCAGGGGUAGAUCUGUUUACUCUAGAUGAGCAUUUUCUAUACAAUUGAAAGCAACUUAUUAUAGAUAAAUCCAUCAUUGCAUUUAAACAAUGAAUUUCCUUAAUCUCAAAGGAUAAAUAAGACUGGAUUGUGUUAUUAACUGCUAUUCAGCUACAGGUAAAAUAUUUAGACUAUUCUAGGCACUGCACUAGAAACUAGAUGACUCUGAAACAAAGAAAGACUUUGUGUCAUUGCUUUAAUUACCAAGGUAGGAAGUAAAAAAAAAAACUCAACAUUUACAAAAUGAAGCCAAAUAUAUCCUUCUCACCAUCUCUCAUGGAGGUUGCCUGUUGGAAUUCUUUUGGAAAUUUUGACAUGAUCCCUAAAUUCAACAUUGGGAUUUAAAAAAAAAAAAAAAAAAAAAAACCUUCUUAUUUACCUCCUAGGGAAAGUGUUGCCCUUAUGCCACAUAUAAUAGCAAAUUGCUUUUUUUAUGGCAUGCAUAACCUAGAUGGGAAAAAAUAUGGCGCUUCGGGGAAGGAGGGAAAAAGUAAAUGAA